This is a messenger RNA of Mya arenaria, 1249 nucleotides long. RefSeq lists its product as uncharacterized. The coding region runs from base 89 to 622 and encodes 177 amino acids. Lineage: Eukaryota; Metazoa; Mollusca; Bivalvia; Myida; Myidae. The record is from RefSeq and is a predicted model, not a curated record. The transcript is spliced from 5 exons.
AGUUCGCGGUAUAAAACGAGACGGUCCCUUGUUCUUGGCUGAUAACAAACCACAUGCAAUAUUGAUGUAAUCUAGACAUCAGAAUAAAAUGGAUUUACUGUGUAUUCUACUACCGACAAUAGUGUUCUUCGGGGCUUCAGCCCAAGUUCAAAGUCCAUGUAACACAACGAUUACAUGUACGGGUGUAUUAGUGUGUGAAAGUGAUAUCUGUAAAAUACCUGCGUCAGAGACUUGCACGGUACAACACACAACUGUGUUACCUCAAACAACAACGGCAUCAGCAGGUUCUACAUCAACUCAAGGUACAACUUCUCCUACUGCAGAAACUACAAAACAAACCACCGAGACAACAGUAACAACUAUUCCUUCUACUGUUUCUAUUCCUGCAACGACAGCACCAACUGGUGGUAGUGGACGGAGAAAGAGACAAACAUCUACAGAUGAGUGUGUGGCCAACGCUCAUUGUCUUAUGGUCGGAGGCCAGUUGAAGUGCUCCUGUAUACAAGGACACACCGCUGAUGGUGACGGGUUUUGCCAACAAGAUAACGCAGCAGGUUCCCAAUACAAGGCCAGCACGCGGAUCGCAUUUGGAGCUGCCAUCCUAUUGAUGAUGAUGAAAUAAUCACGAUCAAUGAAUAACUGAAAAACAUUAUGUUGCUUUACUUUGUAUAUAAGACGUACGCUGAAUGCAUAUAAACGUAUGCAAAUGGUUGUCUGUGGCAAUAUCUGUGGAUUAAUAUAUGCUGUUCCUUUGUAAACAAGAAAUACUCUGAAUGUCUGGAAACGUAUGCAUAUGGCUGUUAUACACAUUCCUGUAGAUUUAUUGCGCGCUGUUCUUGGUUCAUGAUAAUACAUCAGUCUGAUGACGCUAUAUGCCGAAUAACAGACUUGCCGUGUACCCACUGAACCUAGAGCAUGCUCUCUGCAGGUGAUAUGUCUGACGCCGUCUUGCUGGUUUCGACCUUCACAUAGCGGCAACCUUAUCAACGAGCGCACGGCCUUAUAUAGUAACAUCACGAAUUCGCAUUGAAUACAAAGGGUGUGUCAGAUAUGGAAUUCAAAUUUUAAUUUCGUAAAACUACAUGUACUACUACAUAAACUUUACGUAAUUUUACCAGCCCAAUUAUUUGUCUUAAAAUGCAAUUCAUGAUAACCAUGAUUAAAGGUAUCGAAUGAUCCGCUCGUUGAUAUGAUGACCAUGUUAUCUUUAUGCAAUUGUUAUCAGAACGCAAUAAAAAUAUAAAACGGC